UGGUCCAUAUCCUUUGUCGAAGGGUCUAGUCUUAACGACAAAACCUAGUGAAUAGUUACGCAACUUUCACCGUUCCGAAAAUUUCUCAGUCUUACGUGAAUAUCCUUGUUAUGAGGACACGAAUUAUGUUCAUUCGUGUGGGAGAGUUCGUUAGAGGUUUUCAAUUAUUUUAACGGAACGUGCUUGCUUUUAACAUUGAUAUGUGAAUUUAGUGCGACCAGUGGUUGGAAAUGAUAUGAUUUCGGCAGGUUGUUUGAGGGUGCAAUUUGUUGAAAUGUAAAUCGGGAAUUUUGCGAUCCUGUGAGGUUUUAGUUCCGAAAAUGCUUUGCAACUAAUUUGUAAUUUCAUGUUGGAAGCUUGAGAAGUGAUAAAGGAGUGAGUACCGGUGAACUGCUCAGUUUAAGUUAGUGCGGGAGGAAUUAUGUGUAACUGAGGAUAGAGUGCGGCAGUGAAGAGAAGAUUGAACGCAACCCUCGUCUUACCGCUGAAGGAUUGAUUAGACUUACAAGGACUUCAGAUUUUCCAGAAAAAUGGAGACCAAACAACACCUGGCCAGCAUUGUGCCAACAUCCUCCAAUGCAGUGAAGUGAACCAAGUGAAAUUCCAAAACAAAAUGUAAUUCCCACUCUAAUAAUGUCGUUCCACACUAAGUUAAUUCUAAAAACCGACUAGAAUGAAAAGACAUAAAAUGUCUUCAGUUUUUCUAACCAAACUCCUAUUAGAUAUAAUAACCACAAGAUUUCGAUUUCGAACUUCAAAUUAUCUAAAUUGCCAUCACAAGGGCCUAGUUCCGUACGGUUGGUGGUAUCUGUUAACAAUAAUGAUCGCGGUCAGUGUUAGUAAUCAUAGUACGGUCAACGCUUUAAGAUGCUACUGUAAUCCGCAGGAAUGUGACGUUAUAAGAUCACAAGAUUGCCCCGGGAAAGGAUUCACCGUAUGGGAUCCAUGCAAGUGUUGUCGUAUGUGUGCCCGGACGUUGGGAGAAGCAUGCGGAGGACCAGGUGGAUUUUCCGGAACGUGUGAACCACCGUUGCAAUGUGUGGCACAGCUUCCACUUGUUGAUGGAUUAGGAGUUUGUAUGGAUCUUCCUGAAUCCACAUCAACAACAAUUUUAAAUUGUACAAAUGAAGAGACAAUAGUACUAGACGCAGGAUGCGAAAUAACAAAUAACAAAUGCCAAUGUUGGCCUGUUAUAAAAAUAUGUAAAGAAAACCGACCAUCGAGUGGCAGAUGGCAUUUUAGGACAUUAGAGGACUGUCAACUCAAUUUGCAGAAUUUAAUCAAAACAGAAAUGGAGUUCGAUGAAGAUUUCACAGUGUCGCCGCGAAGUUUUACAUAUCGAAAAGUGCGGGGGAAACGACGGCGCGUGAGGAAAAGAUAUUCAAGGAUCUAAAUUCCGAUAUACAUCGUAAUUCUGUUAAAUUUUAAGAGCCUAAUAAUUGUCAACGCUGAAAACGUAUAUACAUAAAUAAUAUUUAAAUAAAACCUUUACCUACGCGAAUUGCAAUAGACAUUGGAAAGCGAAGUGCAUCAAUUGAAACGAAAAGUAAUAUCGACUACAGGACUCAAACGAAACUGAAUUCAACCCAUCGAGUACUCAAGCGUGUUUCAACCCCCAACAGCAGCCGAAUCGUGCAUUUUUAAGGCAACGACUACCAACAGGCAUCCUCCACUUAUUGCCACCAUUCACCACAACCCAGAGCCAUAGAAAUAAUAAAACUCGCCUAAAUAUCUUCAAAUUCAGUUCGAUUUCAUUCUGCAGAUAAAACCAGCCUGAAAUAAAGUGAAUAAUGUAACCGACUUGCUACCAAGUUUCAAUAUAUCGCAUUGAAAUAAAACGAGGAGACACCCUCCUCUGUAUACCUUGGAACCACUCUCUUCAUAACAGCGAAUAAAUGUAAUAAGUGAAAAUAAUAAAGAUUAGAUAUAAAAGAAGAUAUAGAUAUAUAUAUUGUAUAGGUCUUAAGUUUAUAUAAAAAGUGUAUUGAAACUAAAAUGUGAAGGCAAAUAAUAAAUUAUUAUAUUGUGUUUAAGGCAAAAAGGAAGAAACUGUAAAAUAUGAAAUGUUAUAAAUAAUAUAAUGAAAUAAAGCUAUGCUC
Molecule: messenger RNA, 2099 nt
Organism: Hermetia illucens (black soldier fly)
Lineage: Eukaryota; Metazoa; Arthropoda; Insecta; Diptera; Stratiomyidae
Product: endothelial cell-specific molecule 1
Exons: 6
Coding region: 674-1393 (239 amino acids)
Biological process (GO): regulation of cell growth; regulation of signal transduction
Cellular component (GO): extracellular region
Molecular function (GO): insulin-like growth factor binding
Source: RefSeq, a predicted model, not a curated record